UUAGUGAACUCCUUAGUUUUAAAAGUGAGAAAUAAUCUCAGCUAUGGAGAAUAAGAAGAUUAAGCAUUAUGAUUCUGAAUUUGUUUCAAGUGGGUCGCUUCUAAAAUUUCAAAGUUGCAUUUCUUCUCAAACAACUACCAAUUCCAAGAAGAAACCCGGAGGAUGGAAGGCCAUGCCUUAUAUUUUAGGCAAUGAAACAUUUGAGAGGUUGGCAGUAUUUGGAUUGUUUGCUAACUUUAUGGUGUAUUUGACAAAAGAACUUCAUUUAGAUCAAGUUUAUGCUUCUAACAUUCUCUACAUAUGGUUUGGAAUUACAAACUUUGCUCCUUUAAUUGGUGCCUUCAUUUCUGAUGCUUAUGUUGGUCGUUUUUGGACUAUAGCGUUUAGUUCUUUCGCUACUCUUCUGGGGAUGAUUGUGGUGACAUUAACAUCUUGGUUACAAAAGUUGCACCCUCCACCUUGUGAUCCACAACAACUACUAAAGAAUGAAUGUGUCAAAGCAAACAAUUUUCAAAUGGGUGUAUUAUUUUUGGGACUUGGUUUCCUAACCAUAGGCUCUGCUGGUGUUAGACCAUGUAGUAUACCAUUUAGUGUUGACCAAUUUGAUUCAACAACAAAUGCAGGAAAGAAAAGUAUCAAUAGUUUCUUUAAUUGGUACUAUACAACAUUUACAUUGGUACUGUUGGUUACUCAAACAGUGAUGGUGUAUAUCCAAGAUUCAGUUAGUUGGAAGUUAGGUUUUGGAAUACCUGUUGUAUGCAUGUUCUGUUCCAUAAUCCUGUUCUUUAUUGGAACAAAGGUUUAUGUGCAUGCCAAGAUUGAAGGAAGUAUUUUUUCUGGAAUUUUCCUAGUUUUAGUGGCUGCUUAUAAAAAGAGAAAAGUCAAGCUUCCAAGUGAGGAUAAGUUAGAUGAAGUUUUGUAUGAUCCACCUUUGGUUGGAACUAGUAUUUCAUCAAAACUCCCUUUAACUCAUCAAUUCAGAGCCUUGAACAAAGCAGCUUUGAUAUUAGAGGGUGACCUAAAUUCAGAAGGUAUCAUAGUAAACAAGUGGAAACUAGCUAGCAUUCAACAAGUAGAAGAGGUUAAAUGUUUAGCAAGAAUUUUUCCAAUUUGGGCAACUGGGAUUCUCAGUUUGACAUCCAUAGCUCAACAAGGAACAUUCACAGUAUUACAAGCCUUAAAAAUGGACAGACACAUUGGACCAAAAUUCCAAAUCCCAGCAGGUUCAAUGUCAGUCAUAUCACUAAUCACCGUAGCAUUAUGCCUUCCAUUCUAUGACAGGUUUCUAGUUCCAACACUUAGAAAAAUAACCAACCAUGAAGGUGGAAUUACCUUACUUCAAAGAAUUGGAAUUGGAAUGGUUUUCUCUAUUCUUUCUAUGAUUGUUGCUGGCUUUGUUGAGAAAGUAAGAAGAGAUUCAUCAAAUUCUACUUUGUCAGUCAUGUGGUUAGCUCCUCAAUUGAUUCUUAUGGGACUUUGUGAGGCCUUUAAUGUAUUAGGACAAAUUGAGUUCUUUAAUAGGCAAUUUCCUGAUCAUAUGAGAAGUAUUGGUAAUUCAUUGUUCUCAUGUUCUUUUGGUAUGUCUAACUAUGUUAGUAGUAUCAUAGUCACCAUAAUUCAUCAUACUACAAAAACAAAUGAUCAUCCUGAUUGGUUGACAAAUGAUAUAAAUCAUGGUAGGAUAGAUUACUUUUAUUACCUUAUUGCUGUGAUAGGGACAUUGAACUUUGUUUAUUUUAUUCAUGUUGCUAGGAAAUAUCAGUAUAAGGGUAGUGUGAACUUCCAAGAUUGUAAACCUCUUCAUGAUGAGCUAGGAUCACACACAAUUUAAGAGAAAAAUAAUAUAUUUUACUUUAGUGGUGCUUAUAUGUU
Molecule: messenger RNA, 1872 nt
Organism: Cicer arietinum (chickpea)
Lineage: Eukaryota; Viridiplantae; Streptophyta; Magnoliopsida; Fabales; Fabaceae
Product: protein NRT1/ PTR FAMILY 2.13-like
Biological process (GO): transmembrane transport
Cellular component (GO): membrane
Molecular function (GO): transmembrane transporter activity
Source: RefSeq, a predicted model, not a curated record